CAAUUCUCUCUCCUGUUCCCUCCUCCCGCCCCACAUCACUAAUACUUAGAUGACUUGUUGUUCUCCUCUUCUUUUUGCUGAGAGGGCAAGCGAAGAAUCAUCCAUCGUAGCUGUCGUCUCAGAACGCCAGCAUUUGGCAAAAAGCCCCUUUUGGCCUUUCAUGGAAGGCUUUUUAAUUCAAUGGGGUUUGGGAAGGCAGGCCAGGAACGCAAGUUCCUGUACCUUGGCUUUUCAAUCCAGGGAUCUGUGGGAAAACACAAAUAUAGAGGCACCAGACUAGCAAGGACCGUCCUAUUGUAUCCCUGCAGAAGCGGCAGAAACCAGGAGAAAUUGGACUUCACCAUCAUCUAAGGACCCUUGUCUAUCCUGCCGUUUCAUUUUUACACGGAGAUGUUCUCGGAAUCCCAUCACCAUGAAACCAAUAUUGACACUGAAAAGAAGAGAGGACUCCUUUCAUCAACCCAAAUCUCAUGGACGCAAUUGGGUGAAGAUUUUCCAGCUCCAAAAGCUGUGGUAGACAAGCCUCUUUCUCCACCACAACUUGUGGACCACAAAGAAAAGAACCUUUGCAACUGGAUGGACUCUGGUUUCUACUUAUCUGAAAGCGAAGAUCUGCAAGAAAGCCAAGGCAAAGCAGCAGCUCUUUCACCUCCCUCAGGAAUGGCCCAAAUGACCGUGCAAAAUUACAUGCGAUCCCUGCAUCAGUUUUCAGAAAUGCCGGUCCUUUCGCGAUGGAAUAGUGCUGGCUCAUCCCAUUCCCUUCCCAGUGCCCCAAAAAGUGUUACUGAAUGGUUAGAUUUCUCGGAAAAGGAUCCAGUUGAGAUUCUGCUGGAUUUGGGGUUUGGUACAGAUGAGCCGGACAUCUGCACUAAAAUCCCUUCCCGGUUCAUCAGUUGUGCUUCCAUAGCUAAAGGAAUCAACAUCCGGGUCUUCAUUGAAGCUCAAAGAAAACGAAUGGAUAUAGAAAGCCCCAAUUUAUGUGGACGUUUUCGGCAAUUGGAAGUCCUGGAUCAUGUGACUAGCGCCUUUUCUUCCUUGCUGAAUGACAUCAACACCCUGCAUCAUAAGUCAGAAGAGGGAACCGGAGAGGAGAAUUGUGCAGUGGGCUCUCCGAAGCGGAAACUUGUGGUCACACAGGCAAAGAGGAGGAGAAUAGGUCAGCUGCUGAGAAAAGUGUCCAGGCAGACAACAAUGCAUGGCCCUCAAGUGUACCGAAAUGCUGGCACAUGCCAGGCCAAAGAAGACAAUUCUUCUGUUGAUGUGGACCUGCACAUGGCAAUGCGGACUGGCUUGUCUGAAAACCCUGCCUUGGUCCCUCUGAAAGAAGAACCGUUUCCAAGUGAGAAGGAGGCAAAGACUCCACAAUCCAUAGCAAGUAAACCUUGGGUGUUGCCUCACCUUCCAGUGAAACUGCCUCAUCUUCCUUCCACCUCUGAGAUGCUCAUUAAAGACAGACCACGCAAAGAACCCAAUAUCCUUUUGACCCAUACACUCAGGAGAGUGUCUAGCUUAAACUGCAAGCCUUCAGAUUCCUUUGAAAUGGAGGAGAUCCAGAGCUUUGAGGAUGAAUCUUCCUGGGGAAAUCCUCUUGAAAGCACUUCAGAUGUGAUAGUGACAAGAACAAACAGUUGCCAGUCUGACAGCAGUGGAUUUCUGGAAGAUCCUUCAGAGCCCUUACCUCUCCAGGGCUUGUCUCUGCCUGGUAAUUUGAGACUUAGCUGCGGUUCCAAGGAUUGUCAAGCAUUCCUGCGACAGAGGAAAGAUUCUGCUCUGACUAGCCAGGAUCUUCUGCCCAGUGCUAGCGUAUCGAGAGCAGAUGGUAGCAAUGCUAUCUUCUUGCCCAGCCUCAGCAGAGAACACACUUUUCAGGGAGAGGAUAUAUUUUAUUCCAUAAAUGAAGAAGAUGAUAUGUGUGAGACUUGCAGUGGUCUGUUUGAAAGCGCAGCUGAAGAAACCCUACAGGAUAUGGAUGAGGAGGAGUUGCAAGGACAACAGAAGAGAGAAGAUAGUGGUGUACAAGGCUGCAGUUCACGACCUUGUCAUACUGACAAUAGCCCUUUAGAUAGGAAAGACCUCUCCUCCUCUAGUGAAAGGCACCAAAGUGUAAGUUCUGCUCUCACAGAGGGAAGCAGUGGCCACCAAAUCAGUAAAGAUACAAGAGGAAGUGAAGAAUGUUUGACUGAAGGGGAGGAAACGAGAGACGGGUGUGAAGAAGGUGUUCCCGAAAGUAUUGCAGAAUGUGUGGAAGGAAAGUACUCUGUGAAGGGUUGUAGAAAGUUGGACUUCCUUGUUGUGGAGGACGUUGCAAGUGGAUGUCAGGAGACUGGUAUAAAUGGGGCGGUUAGAUCUUUGGAUAUAUCUGGAGCACCCAAAAUUGAGUGUGACACGGUGGCUUCACAACCAGAGAUCAAUGCCAUCUUGAGAAGCCCUCUUCAUGAUUCUAGCCUUUCCCUUCACUGCUUCGAAGAGGGGGACAUUAGAGCCUCGGACACAUUGUCAACAGGUGCGGAACUGGGAGAAGAAGGAACUGGUGCUAAAACAAAUACUAGCCUUUCAAAAUCUGUCACUGUUCAGAUGCCUUCAAGACUUAUGUCAACGAUGCGGAGCUUCUCACUGGGUGAAGCUGCUGUAAAAGGUCAAUAUCUGGAUUUCGCAUCCAAGGAUGAGCCUCAAAUUGCAUCAGUACCAGGUAUGCCCAAAGAGGACGAGAAACGAGUGAGAGAAGCUUCUAUUCAGACUGAAAGGAGCCACAGAAAGAAAGCAGCUCUCCCUCUGUCUCAGAGUCUCCCUUCGUUUCAUGGGCAUGGACCUCUUGUGAAGUCUGCAUCUCUGGAUACAGGGCUUUAUGGGAAAUACAGAUCUUACUGCCGGGAGCCUUUCAAUGCCUGGUGUUCCCAGCAUAGAGGUUCCUGCUACCCUUUGUGCUCCCAUCACUGCUGUUUGCUGUGGCCUUUUCCUUUAGCUCCUUCAUGCAGACAUCCAGUGGCCUGCUUCUCAUCUCAUGCCACCAUCGAACUGCAGCUUCUGAAAACUCUCAAGCUAUUGCAGGACACAGCAAUGAGAAAUAUUUCCUCGUGUACAGUCCAUGAAAUCGAAGUCAUGAGGAAUUCGUGCCAGAAGUUUCGAGAACGGCUGGAUGAGAUUGAGCAGCACAUGACGGAGCAAGAGGCUCUCUUUUCCAGUGCGAUGUCCACAGAGGGGCGAGAGGAAAGAAGACAGCUGCAGGUCUUGCGGCAAGCUGUUCGCCGAGAGGUCGCUGAACUGGAAGGGCAGCUGCAGGAUCGGGCUCGCCAGGUUAGGGAGGGAAUUCUAAUGCAGCUGAAUCAGCUAUUAGGCGAACAGUCCAACCUGUGCUCAGAACUUGGAAUUCCCGAUCGGACUGAAGAAAGAGAGCCUAAAAACGGGCACGCUCACAGUACUCUUCCAGAUGCUGCUGACGAUUUCUUCUCCAGAGCUGGGUAUUCCAAUAAUCUCCACCACAGGCCUCCGAGUAGGAGUGCAACAGUCCCGUCAAGCCCCUCCAGCUCUUCAGUCAGACAAACGGAGCAGAAGGCAUCAACUGCUCUUGCAACCGGCAAGGCCAAUUCUGCGUCGGACCCCAAGGAACUUCACACCAGUAAAAAAGAAGUCAAAAGUCAAAAGAUAGACUUCAAGGCCUUCAUCCAGAAUCUGAAGAAAUCUUUCCGAAAUUCUUUCAGCAACGACGCAGCAGAAGGAAAAGACUGAGGCAGGGCAAUCCCCCCCGACCCGCUACCCCACGAUGUUUUUCUGCAAGAGGAUCUUUUGAACCACCUCACAAGAUUGGAGAGGAUUUCCCAUAAAUGUUCAAAAUGCUUUUUUUGCGAGAGAGCAUAUCGAAUAGAGAUGUAUACUGGGGGAAGUCCUGGAGGGCGAGUGUCGAGAGGCGAGUGCCGAAGAAGUCGUCGUAAGAGAUUUAUUGAAGGCAAUAUCUAGAUGGCUCUUUUGCUAUUGAAGAUUUUGUGGUCUUUAAUAAGGCCUGCCUAGUCCAGCGUCCUGUUCCCACUUUGCCCAACCAAGUGCCUUAACCCUCUUUCUUAUAGGACUAGUGCCAGGAACAAAGGGAACUUGGAUAGUUAGCCAUUUUGUGGUUUCCUCCAAUAAGGAAGGCUGUCUCUGAACAUUUGAUUUCCAGCUACAAGGCACCACCUAUUGGUAGGUAUUUAAAAUAGCAGAGACAAGAACUUUUCUCACAGCUAUGACACCAGAAAUCUUCUUCUUAAUGAGGGCUGUAUUUCUACAGUAUAUGCUUGGAAUAUUAAUUUUUCUUUUACUCCAGCAAUGUGUUUUGUGGGUUCUUCAGGAAAAAAUGUCUAGAUUUGGCCUUUUUUUUAGUUUAACAUUUUGAAAGUUUCCUGGCCUAAUAAUCAAACCCAGUAAAAAAAGACAGAAAAAGAGAUGCAUGACUCUGCCUAAAUCUCUGUGUGCUUUAAUUUGGAACUAAUACAUAUUCUGCUUUUUCAAAAUA
This is a messenger RNA of Podarcis raffonei (Aeolian wall lizard), 4486 nucleotides long. It is a transcript of the gene ITPRID1, whose product is annotated as ITPR interacting domain containing 1. The transcript is spliced from 15 exons. NCBI's taxonomy places the organism in Eukaryota, Metazoa, Chordata, Lepidosauria, Squamata, Lacertidae. Bases 391 to 3726 code for a protein of 1111 amino acids. Gene Ontology annotation, molecular function: signaling receptor binding. The record is from RefSeq and is a predicted model, not a curated record.